UCUUCGGGCGGGACGGGUCGAGACGCGCAGAAAAUAGUCCUCACUCGGUUGACCAGUGGAAGCCGACGAUCGCGCGAGCAAGAAAGAAGGGCGAGAGGGAAAGGAUAGCUUCGUCACGUUUUUUUUUACGUCCUUCGUGCCAAAGAAAUUGACGGUCUUUGCGUUGAUCGAGCUCGUCGAAGAUUAAAAAGUAGCCAAACGCUUAUCGUCGUGAGCUACGUGCUUGUAAAAUUACGACGAUAGGAAGCGCAAGAGCGAUAAUCGAGAAGGCUCGUGGGAUAUCACUACGCCGCACGUUGAGGGGAGAAACGAUAGAGUGUGAGAGAGAGAGAGAGAGAGAGAGAGAGAGAAGGCAAAAGACAAGGAGCAGAAGAGGAGGGGGGACGUCGUCGGGGCAGUUGAUUCGGUAGUGACUACAUGUGGGUAUCCGCCGGUUGCGAUCAGAAAACGUCUCGCGUUAGGACGAUAUCGUAAAGAGUCUCGUGUCGCUAUUGUAACAUAUAUAUAUAUAUAUAUAUACAUACAUAUAUACAUAUAUAUAUAUAUAUAUAUAUAUAUAUCCUGACGAGAGGGUCGAGCGGAAGUUACUAGAAGCCAUGCAGAUGGAUCCAACGACGGUACAAUUGAUUCAGGUCCUCGAGAGGACGGUCUCCUCAGACAAAAAUGAAUUGGAAGCGGCGGAAAAUUUUUUGGAACAGGCGGCACAAUCCAAUUUUCAUGAGUUUGUUCAACGGCUCAGCGGAGUACUGGUUACUGCAACAGCCAGUCCGGUGGCUCGUAUGGCAGCUGGGCUACAAUUAAAAAAUCAACUUACCUCGAAGGAUCAGGCGCUAAAGUAUCAGUACCAGCAACGUUGGUUGGCUAUCCCUGCCGAAACAAGGGAAUAUAUCAAGAAAAAUAUUUUGGGAGCAUUAGGAACUGAAAAUAAUAGGCCGAGCUCUGCAGCACAGUGCGUAGCUUAUGUCGCUGUUGCCGAAUUGCCAGUUGGUCAAUGGAGCAAUUUAAUUCCUCUAUUAGUAAACAAUGUGGUUAAUCCUAAUAGUACGGAAAUGAUGAAAGAAGCUACUUUAGAGACUAUCGGUUACAUUUGUCAAGAAAUAGAAAGCGAAGUCUUGGUAUCGCAGUCUAACCAAAUUCUCACAGCAAUUAUUCAUGGCAUGAAAGGUUCCAGUACGUCCAAUCACGUACGACUUGCAGCUACGAGCGCGCUCUAUAAUUCCUUAGAAUUUACUAAAGGAAAUUUUGAAAUCGAGUCCGAGAGGAACUUUAUUAUGGAAGUAGUGUGCGAAGCGACACAAUCGUCAAAUACGCAAGUUAAAGUAGCGGCUUUACAAUGUCUCGUCAAAAUUAUGUCUUUGUAUUAUCAGUAUAUGGAACUUUACAUGGCACCAGCAUUGUUUCCUAUUACUCUGGAGGCUAUGAAGUCGGAUAUCGACGAGGUUGCACUGCAGGGAAUUGAAUUUUGGUCCAAUGUGUCGGACGAAGAAGUUGAUUUAGCCUUGGAAGAAGGAGAUGCUUCUGAAGUUGGUCGACCACCAUUAAAGGUUUCAAGGCACUACGCGAAAGGUGCUUUACAAUUUUUAGUACCGGUACUCAUGAAAAAAUUAACGAAACAAGAAGAAUUCGAUGACGAGGACGAUUGGAAUCCAUCGAAAGCCGCUGGUGUAUGCUUGAUGCUGCUUUCAACUUGUUGCGAAGAAGCUAUAGUUCCGUUCGUAUUACCAUUCGUCAAGGAUAAUAUCAAGAGUCACGAUUGGAGAUAUCGAGACGCAGCCGUAAUGGCAUUCGGUUCCAUCCUCGGUGGCGUAGAGCCUACCACAUUGAAACCAUUGGUAGAGCAGGCAAUGCAAACGCUCAUCGAGUUGAUGUACGACAGUAGCGUUGUCGUAAGGGACACCGCGGCAUGGACAUUCGGACGUAUUUGCGAGAUCAUUCCAGAAGCUGCCAUUAACGAGACGUAUUUGAAACCUUUAUUGGAAUCUUUGGUAAACGGACUGAAGGCAGAACCUCGCGUCGCUGCGAACGUAUGCUGGGCGUUCACGGGUCUUGCCCAAGCGAGUUACGAUUCGGCCUGCGAGGACGAGCAACAGCCAGAAACUUAUUGUAUGUCGCAAUACUUUGAUUUCAUAAUUCAGAGACUAUUGGAGACUACCGACAGACCGGACGGGGCCCAAGCGAACUUGAGAUCCGCGGCGUACGAAGCACUGAUGGAGAUGGUGAAAAAUUCCCCACGGGAUUGUUACGUUACCGUGCAAAAAACGACGAUGGUCAUUUUGGAAAGAUUGCAACAAGUAUUGCAAAUGGAAACGCACAUACAAAGUCAUUCGGAUCGAGCCCAAUACAACGAUCUUCAAUCAUUGCUAUGCGCCACCCUACAGUCCGUAUUACGUAAGGUAACACCGGAAGACGCGCCGCAGAUAUCGGACGUUAUAAUGACCGCCCUAUUGUCGAUGUUCAAUUCGAACUCUUGCAAAUCCGGUGGCGUCCAGGAGGACGCUCUUAUGGCCGUCUCGACUUUGGUCGAAGUUUUGGGAGAGCGCUUUUUGAAAUAUAUGAACGUAUUUAAGCCUUACCUCUGUCUCGGCCUGAAAAAUCAUGCCGAGUAUCAAGUAUGUUGCGUCGCCGUAGGCCUUACCGGUGAUAUAUGUCGUGCUCUUAAGAGCAAGAUCAUUCCAUAUUGCGACGAGAUAAUGACUCUUCUUUUGGAGAAUUUAGGAAACAACACGGUACAUCGUUCUGUAAAGCCACAAAUAUUUUCGGUCUUUGGCGACAUAGCCCUGAGUAUCGGUAUAGAAUUCAAAAAGUAUUUAGACGUUGUCUUGCAAACGUUGGUACAGGCCUCGCAGGCGAACGUCGAUAGAUCCGAUUACGACAUGGUCGAUUAUCUUAACGAAUUACGCGAGGGCGUAUUGGAGGCUUAUACAGGGAUAGUGCAGGGUUUCCGUGGUGAAUCUACAAACAAUACAUGCCCGGAGGAGAUCGCUUUGGUCGAACCGCAUGUGCCGUACAUCAUUCAAUUUAUUACUUUGAUUGCCCAAGAUCGGGAGCAUUCCGAUGGUAACAUAUCGGCUGCGCUUGGCCUUAUCGGCGAUCUCGUCAGCGUUUUUGGAGCGAAAUUAUUGCCGAUGGUCGACACCGAGCCGCUUAACGAGUUAUUAGUGAAGGGCAAGAAAUCGCGUAACAGCAAAACGAAGACGUUGGCCACUUGGGCCCUUAAGGAGAUACGAAAGGCUAAGAUUACUGCUAACAACACUACGUCCAGUUGCUCUUCCUCGUAUGCAUUUCGUGCCAUCUGUUAUCGCACGAAAGUAGGAGAGAAAGAAUAUGUGUGAGAAAAGAGGGAAUAUGUUCGAGCCUGUGUGUGUGUGUGUGUGUGUGUGUGUGUGUGUGUGUGUAAAAGGGUGGGUGGGUAAGAGGGGGGGGGGAAGACAAAGGGUCAUUCAAGACAAGAUUAGAGCAUCCACGUGCUUUCUACUUUUUCUUCUAGACUCGCACGAUCGCGCCUAGAUCAGCCCACGGUUGUACUGUCGUGCAAUUUGAUUUGACUAGAACGCUAUCAAACAAUACAAAGACAACAAGAUUGGAUGUUGCGGAUGCGAGUUGAUGGAUGUGCGUGAGUUCCGAAGCGAUGAGGAUGGGGUGAUGAGUCUGCACGUGUCCCUGUCUGGCAACGGUAUGCGAGGGUACCGGCGAGGGUAUACAGGGUCGAACACAGCCCAUAUGCUCGACAGAGACAAAUACCUGUCUGCCGGAUACCGACAAUAGAUGAUUAAAAAAUACGAGUGCAAGUGGAUGAUGCCAAAAUGAGUGAGCCAGGGCCGAGGCCUGCUGAGAUGUUCCCGUGAUGCAAGUAUGCCUGAAAAUCGAGUAUGCGGCUUCUAUCCGCGUGAUUGAGACCUCCGUGUGAAGUUGAAUCUGAGAGAGCGAGCGAACGAGAGAGAGAGAAAGAGAGAGAGAGAAAGAGAGAGAGAGAGAGAGAGAGAGAGACAGAGAGAGAGAGAGAGAGAGAGAGCGAGCGAGCGAGCGUACGAGAGAGAGAGAGAGAAAGAGGGCGACUUCGAUGGACGCUGUUACUGGGCGGUGAAAGAGAGUGCGAGAUGUUGUAAGUGAUGAAACACGAGCGAACUGAGAGCGUGCGCGCGAGCGAGCGAGCAAGCAAGCGAGCUAACGAGAGAGAGAGAGAGAGAGAGAGAGAGAGAGAGAGAGAGAGAGAGAGAGAGAGAGAAUACGUGAAAUGGAAUAUGUGAAGUAUGAGUGUGUGUGUGAGAGAGAGAGAUAUGAGAGAGUAUGAGAGCGACAGUGCGAGAGGCUGUGAGAAUUUUAGUCGAAUUAUGUGUAUCCUUGUUUACGCACGUCGCACGACGUUAUACUAUACCCCUUACUCCUGUGGAUUCUUGAUUAAACUCCCACAGUAAGAAUCGUAUCGCGACUCACGCGAGUAAGAGUAAUGCUCAGGAUGCGAGGCGUGUACUUGUUAUUUUAGUAUGUCUGAAAACUUUGCUGUGAGAUCAUGUGAUACAAGGAGUGAAUUAAUCAGCAAGUCUGAACGAGAGCGAGUGUGACGAAGAGAGAACGAGAGACUGAGUUAAACAAAGAAACAAAUAUACAAGAAGAUUCGACAAGCUGCUAACCCCUGAUCCGAUCGUUUUGCGCGUGAAUCCAAUGAUCCGUUGUACGACGAUGUGUAUGUUCAUUUCCCACCCUGAACCCCCCCACCCCCACCCCCACCCCCGUAUGCGAAUGUCUGUUGCUAUUGAUUCAUUAAAAAUUAAUAUUUUGCUGGCAACAAGUGAUUUAGUUGUAUUGUCUAGCCUAAACCGGGAGAAAAAGACGACCGCACUCCAUCUCCGCUUCUGACAUACGUAGUAAAUUAGAGAGACAAAUGGAACAAGUUUUUAUGCGAUCAUAGUACAAUCAUUCACCGAUCGGUUUUUACUUGUCGCAUAUGUAAAACGAUUAAAAAGAGAAGGGGGUACAUUUUCCACUGCCAUCGAAUCUAUUCUCUUACUACUUACUACCGUUUAUUUCUAAACGAGAUUUUUCGACCUUUUCUUUUUUUCUUUUCCUUUCAAAUGCGAGACAUAUCUUUGCAAUGUUUUUCUUUAUCGUUUAUGUAAUUCGCGAACAACAACUACCACUACUAUAACAAUAAAUAUCGUCUUCCUGGAUUCGUGGCUCCUAACGAAAGUGGAGAGUACUCGUUCGAUGUGUGGUAUUAUGAUCGCAUAAAUGUGCGUAGAGGGUAAUUGACAUAGCCCAGUGUCCUUACCUCAAGAAUGUGUAAUCCUUUAGACGAAAUAAAAUCGAGUCUACGUUGAAAAUAACGAUUCGAUUCAGCAUCGAAAUAUCUCGAUCGAUUCUUUCAACGAAAUUGGAAUCUUGAUUCUAGAUGGUGCCUUUUAUCCAACUGGGAUAUUUCAAAUACCGAACGAGUUUCACGAGUCAGAUCGGAACUCUAACGUCGUGUAUCAUCCUCUUUUCCCUCGUUAGAAGUUAUUUCUUCCUUGGAAAACUCGUCGAAUCUUUCCCUUCCCCCCUCCCUUUUUUUCUCUUCGGCAAAUGUAUUUUCGCGCGAUUAGAGAAGAUUCGAGCGCAGGGUAGGUCGCUCAGAAAAGAAAAAAAAGAAAAAAAAAAAGAAAAGAAAACAAAUUAAAUGCCAAAAGAGAAAAGAAAAAGGGCCAAAUUAACGCGCGAUAAAAUCUACGUUUGAUACGCGACUAUGGUUGUGCCAUGCAUUCCAAAUACUAUUGCCGGUGGAAAACCUUUCCUCUUUUUGUUUUUUUUUUUUCUCCAUAUAUUCUACUUGUUUCGCUCUUGUGAUUUUUUUAAAGUCUGCUUCGUACGCUGCGUAGUAGUAUACGUUAGACAUAUCACGCUUUAAUUUUUUCAAGAAAAGCAAGAGAUAAUCUAAAAAAAAAGAAAAUAAAAGAAAAAAUAUUCUUAGAUUCUUCGGUGACGAUCAGAAUCGGAAACGAACGAAAGAGAAAAUUUGUUCGAAUUAGAAUUUUUCAAAAAUUGCGUUGAUAUAAUACGUCUGAUCACGAACCUUUGAAUCGAAUCGAUUGGAAUAUCGAAAUCGAUCGACGCCGAAGUGCAAGUAUUGUUUUUUCUUGAACAUUCCACGUAUCAGUGAGGUAGAGUGAGAAUGAGAGAGAGAGAGAGACAGAGAGAAAGUGUGUUUAGGGAAUAUGAGAGAAAACGUGACGACGUGAGAGAAUUGAAUGGAAGAGAGACUCUUGGAAAGGAAAUUAAGUGAGAAAGUGAGUAAGAAGUGAAGUGUAUGAAAAAUAGAGAGAGAGAGAGAGAGAGAAAGAUACGAUGGUGAGGGCAGAUAGACGUCGUGGGUCUUUUCGUGUUUUUAGCAGAAAACUCGAUCGCUUGCACAUUCUUCCGAUUCGUUAUCAAAAGUCGUGCUUUCAUGUCCAGACGAUAUAUUAAAGAAAAAGAAAAGAAAAGAAAAAAAAACAAAAAAAAAAAAAAAAAAAACAAAAAAAGAAAAAAAAAAACAAAAAAAAAGUAGAAAAAAGUAAAAAAACGACAAAAAAAAAAGAAGAAGAAAAAGCAAAGAAUCGUCACGGGCCUAGAAUCGAAACGCGGGUUGUUGUUCCGUACCGUGCCGUUAUCGAACGUAAACCACAAAGUGAGAAACGCAUAUGCGCGUAUACAUAUACAGAGAGAGAGAGAGAGAGAGAGUGAGAGAGAGAGUGAGAGAGAGAGAGAGGAAGAAACGGCCAAGUGCACGCGUAGCGGUCCCUUUUCGACAUUUACCGCCGAUUAUCGUGUUCUCGUUAUCGACUCGCCGGUGGACGCGCUCUUUCUUCACAUGCACGCGUCAAAAAUAGUUCUGCUCAGACCCGAAAGAAGAAAAUUCAUAUACACUAUAUUUUUUAUAUAUCUAAAGUCAAAUAUUUUUUUCAUAUAUCAUAGGAGAUAUAUAAUAAUAUACAUAUAUUUUUUAUAAUUAACAUCCGUAAUAAUGCGCGUACCUUUCGAUUUGUUGCGAUCGCAAAGAGUCAAAUUUGAAACGUUACAUCCCCGUAUAUUUCCAUUGUUUGAAGGACUAAAGUGAAACGUUAAAAAAGAAAGAAGAGAAAUAUAUAGAAAAUGAUGUUAUCGCGUUUGCGAACCGAAAGACGCGCGUCCACCAGAGUUCGAAGCUGUUUCCAUGUCCUCGAGGCGAUCUACCUUUUCCGUAUUGCGUCGAAACGCGAGAGAUAGAGGGAAAAAGAGAGGGAGAGAGAGAGAGAGAGAGAGAGAGAGAGAGAGAGAGAGAGAGAGAGAGAGAGAGAGAGAGAGAGAGAGAGAUAGGAUGAAAAUGUAAAAUGUAAAAAAAAAAAGAACGAACGUGGAAAAAUGGAUAUCGAAAAUACAAAUACAUACAUCUAUCGUCGUAAACGGUCGGAAGAUGGCCGAGAAUCUUAAGGGUCGGCUGUGCGUCGUAAGAUCGAGUUGCAAAAAAAAAGAAAGAUGGAUGGGGGAACGUAAAAAAGUAAAUAAAAAUACAAAUCUAAACCGCGACUGUGAUUCUUUUGGAGUGACUCUCUUAUGCGAGGGUUCGAUGUUUUGAUCCUGAAGGGGAGCACGGUUCCGAGAAGAAAUUUUGUUCCUCUUCUUUUUUGUUUCGUUGGGCUUCUUUUUUAACGAACGUUGUUACCGAUUAUACUCUUUUUUGCCUUUCGAAAGAUCGAGGGAUACGAAGAGGCGUGUGCGACGAUGACAAUGACAAAGAGAAAAAAAAGAAGAUGAAAAAGAAAGGCUAAAGGAAUCGUGCUCUCGCAUAAACUUGUACGCUAAAAAUGUCUUGUCGACUAUUAGUUGUUAGCCUUUCAUCGUCGAGACUCUUAGAGUGCGUGCGAUGCUUUCAUAGGGUACGUAAGUGAGAGCGUGUAAAUAUAUAGAAGAAAGCGUGUGCAUUACGCUGUAUCAGUGAUGAUGUGCGCUAAUGAAGUAAACGAUUGACAAGGGUGUUGCAGAGAGAGAGAGAGAGAGAGAGAGAGAGAGAGAGAGAGAGAACGAAAGAUAGAGAGAAAGAGAGAGAGAGAGAGAGAGAAAAAGCGCGAAAGAUACAGUAAGAGAGAGAGAGAGAGAGAGAGAGAGAGAGAGAGAGAGAAAGUGGGUACGUUUAUGCGUCGAGUUGUGUUGCGUAUCGUGAGCAAUGAACGAACGAGAGAUGAGCGAGAGAGAAAAAAAAUAAA
Messenger RNA from Vespa mandarinia (Asian giant hornet), 8195 nucleotides. It is a transcript of the gene Fs(2)Ket, whose product is annotated as Importin subunit beta Fs(2)Ket. Gene Ontology annotation, biological process: protein import into nucleus. NCBI's taxonomy places the organism in Eukaryota, Metazoa, Arthropoda, Insecta, Hymenoptera, Vespidae. The record is from RefSeq and is a predicted model, not a curated record. Gene Ontology annotation, molecular function: small GTPase binding.